AUGGACGAUUUUAUCUGCCCUUUUUGUCGAAAAAUUCUGUUGAAGCCUAUCACAGUUUCCUGUGGUCACACUUUCUGCAAACCCUGCGUUACCCGCUCUUCAAAUUCCCAGCGAAAAUGCCCAAACUGUGACUCCACAUUUCAAGUUUCUCCACAUAGCAAGCCCAACAUCUUAAUUCAAUCUCUUAGUAUAGUUGAACUAAUUUUUGUAGAUUCUAUCUAA
This is a messenger RNA of Blepharisma stoltei, 222 nucleotides long. Lineage: Eukaryota; Ciliophora; Heterotrichea; Heterotrichida; Blepharismidae. The record is from the annotation of a GenBank genome assembly.